AUGGCAGUGCCAGCUACUGAUGUGAUUUCAAUUGCUGAGCUCAUGAGCCAUCACCGUGGUCUCUUGGUUCAACCAAUAUGCUGGACUUCUCGUCAUCUGGAGAUGCUGAGAUGUCGGUUUGAGCACCUUGACCAUAUGCCAACAGACGACACCGAGCCUAUCUCAGAUGCAUGCCAACCAAUACCAAUCGAUCAUGGAAAAACGCUCGCAAAAUGGAGGGAGCCAACCUAUGAGGAAAUCUUUGCAAGCGGCCGCCAUUUUAUGAGGCGCGAGUCCUGCCUCCAAUAUCUCCUACCGCCCUUGCUUGACCGGAAAUGUGAAACACCGUAUUUCUUCUUUGCAAAUAAGAGGAUUCAUCGACCUCAGUACAGUGUGUUCUAUCGCGGUCGUAAACACAGUCAGCCAGCUGGCCAGGCACCACGGCUAACCCUCGGCUAUUUAGACUAUCUUGACGUUGAGCGUUGUCGCCAGGAGAUGUUUCCAGCUCGUUUCCCCACAGAAGAUAUUACUAACCGUCUCGGGGUAAGAAUUCAGCGAAAACGAGUAGCCCAAAUAACGCCAAAAAAUUGGAGCGAGAACCCAUAUCUGCUGUGUGCUCUUUUGGCUCUUGCACAGCUCCAGGAGCACCAUCGCACAGAGUUGCAUCCACCUAUUCACCUAUCCCGUCUGCUUUUGACAUACAAACCGGAUGAUAAAUUCUUCCAUGAAUUUGAAGCUCACAUCACCUCUGAGCUUCUUGAACUGCUUGACAACCCCAGUACUGCCACAAAGUGCAUAGACUGGCUGACCAUCAAUCACAAAAGGGUCCCAUUCCACCCCGUCGAAGGUCUUAAAGAGCGCAUCCAAACUGAGAGCGCUUUGAACCAGCCACCUGGCACGUUCGAAAUAUCAGAUCCAGUUGAUCCAGUCAUACCCCGAGAAGGGAUGAGGCAAUACCAAGAUCAAGUGGAUGAAAUCUACAUCCAAAGAUGA
Penicillium crustosum is the source of this 972-nucleotide messenger RNA. RefSeq lists its product as uncharacterized. The record is from RefSeq and is a predicted model, not a curated record. The coding region runs from base 1 to 972 and encodes 323 amino acids. NCBI's taxonomy places the organism in Eukaryota, Fungi, Ascomycota, Eurotiomycetes, Eurotiales, Aspergillaceae. The transcript has 3 exons.